AUGUCUGACUUGGAGAAAGCUAAAAAGAUCGUUUGUGGUUCGCAUUAUUAUAUUGCUCUUGACUUCCUUACCAAGGUAUUGAGAUUGCUCGACUAUCCCAAUGAUGUCAGCAACAUUCUCCAACUUGAACUCAUUGGAAUGACCAUCGAGCAAUACAUCCACGCUGCUCUCGCAAUCAAACCAACUCGUAAGUACCACGGUGAGAAAAGCAUUUCGUCUUUAUUACUAACAUGUACAUUCAAGCUGUUGCUGUUGGAGGUGGUGACCAUCCUGAUGGCCAACCGAGAUCUCCCAUUUCGAGGAAGAGAUACAGAGCUCCAGAAUUUCAUCUAUCUUGUCUCGAGGCGUCUUGACAAGCGUGACAGUCAGGACCGAACAGAUCAUCCGCUGACAGUUAUCGCCAGUGCACCUGGAAUCGGCAAAACAAGACUGCUCGAGGAAACAUCAAUCGUUCUUGCUAAUCAUGAUAUUCUCCAAGAGUACUAUGUCGUGCAGAUCAACAUCACCUUUGGCAAUGGAACACGAACCACCCUGAAAGAUGCAAUGCAUGGAGGUGUCCACGCGUUGGCCAGCCGUAUUCUAUUUCGCUUCUUCGAUCCACAUACCACCUAUGACAUCUUUGUUCACCAGUUUGAGAGUCAUUAUGGUGUAGGAUCAUUCGCUAACAUCAGUGUUGCGGUCUGCUUCAACAUCAUUGAGCUUUAUAUCCGACAUAGUCAUCAGUUCCAGGCUCUGGCCAAAGACAAACGGAUCUUUUUCAAUAUUGGUAUUGACGAGUUCUCAUUGCUUUUGCUCAAAGAGAGCAUCCUUGAGGAGAGGUACAAACAACAGAUUGAUGGCUACUUCAACCAACAUCAACGACACUAUGGACAACUCAAAGAUCAAGAGUCCAACCGAAUCAAUCGAUCCUUCUUGAAGGAGGUCAUCUUGGCGAUAGUCCCUCUUCUCACCUCCAACUCCAACAGCGCUUUUUUCCAUGUCACCAUGGUUGGCACCAUCAUCACACCCCUCAAAGAUAUCAUACAUGUCGACUCAGCCCACCCAUACAAACGGAACCCCAUUGGACUUCUCCUCUUCGAUGAUACACUUUGGAUCAACCAUCAAUAUCUUGGAGUCGUUCAUCUCACGGACAUCCAAGAUGCCAAGCUCCGGAAGGUUCUCGCCUUUAUUGGUGGAUGGGCACGACCAUUAUUCAAGUUCAUAGAGGCGUACCGCUCCGACCCAGCCAAUCGGGACAGCACGCUCGUUGGGCUUCUGUCUUUAGUACCAACCCCUGGGCUGGAAUCUUUGCUUCCCGCUGACACGAUGGCGAAGCUCGUGUCGAUGUCUCUGACGGCCAAACAGACAACAAAGCAAGAUUGGAGAACGCCACACCUGGUGUCAGAGGAAUCACUGGAGUCACUGGAGAGCAAAGGAACGAUCUGCUCCCGCGUCAUGCCAAAUGGGCAUCGUGUUGUCACCCUUCCACUCAUUCUACUUCGCAAGUACAGUGACUCGAACGCCUUGCUAGUGCCCGUCAAGCUCAUGGUUGAUCACCUCAUUGUGUGCGACGAUCCUAACUCAUGGGAAGAAUUCUGCUGUCGUUACCUUUUGGCACGAAGAUCGUCGUUUUCCAUUCUUGGAAAGACGUCUCUCUCGCUCCUGGAGUACUUUGGUGAUGCCUCACACACCAAGAUGGUCAAUCAAGAAGCAACCUUCCUGAUUGGUACCAAUGCUCUGCCAUCAUUUUCCAAGUUCAAGCAGCAAUACCCGAAGAAGUACGAAUCGACUGAAAGUGUCUAUCGUAAUGCUGCGGGUGCACCAUUUGACUGGGUCCAACAUUUCAAAAUGCCGAACAACUACAUGAUCUACUUCCUAUGUGAUGGCAAACACACAAUAGCAAACGCUUCUCUUCACCUAGCCGAGGUCAACGACAAUAUCACAGCUUGCACUGCGGCAAAGACAGCGGUACUGUGCAAGAAUGACACCUAUAUUCACUGCUUCAUCACCAAUCGAGAUACAAUCUCAAAUGAUAUCUUCACUGAUUCACGAAUAUCGCAGCUGCCAGUGUUGUGCAUCGACAAACGAAGCAACUUCUACCCCUCGUCCAUACGGUCCUACAUCGACAGCCAACUUUGA
This is a messenger RNA of Acytostelium subglobosum LB1, 2118 nucleotides long. RefSeq lists its product as hypothetical. Bases 1 to 2118 code for a protein of 705 amino acids. The record is from RefSeq and is a predicted model, not a curated record. Lineage: Eukaryota; Evosea; Eumycetozoa; Acytosteliales; Acytosteliaceae. The transcript has 3 exons.